Triticum urartu is the source of this 1075-nucleotide messenger RNA. Lineage: Eukaryota; Viridiplantae; Streptophyta; Magnoliopsida; Poales; Poaceae. The record is from RefSeq and is a predicted model, not a curated record.
CCUCUGCGCCGACGAGACGGGGCGGGGCGUCUCCAUCGACCGCCGCCGCGAGAUGGUCAACACGGCGUGGGUCGCGCAGGUCCUGGAGACCGACACCAACUACUUCGUCCUGCUCCGCGGCGCCUACGGCCGCUUCGACGAGCCGGAGGACUCCCACGUCAUGUGGUGGACCACCCCGGGGAAGAACGGCAGCGUCGUGCUGCUCCAUGGCACGUCGGCCAGGCUCAGCGCGCUCCGGGCCAACGGUCGGUACCGCCGGUGGCACAGGCGCGUCACCGUCGAGGCCAUCAACCGCUCCCGCGUCACCUCGAUGAUGGAGUGGGAGGUUCAGGUCAUCCCCAUGAGGGUGGAGAGGCCACCGUACCAGCUGCGACCAGGAGGCCCCGAUAUUCCAUGGCACCAAGGCUCUGAAGAGACUGUGCAAGUCAAUUGCGUCGUGGCAGAUGAUAACGGGAGCACGGAUGAGCAGGGCAGGGAAGCUCUCACGCUCCAUGGCAGGAGUCUGAUGGGGCUGGGCAAUGAACUGGCGCAGCGGUUGGGCGACGGCCUCAACUUCCAGGACAUCACCCUCUGCAUUCAGGCAGGCAACCUUGCGCAGCCCACCGUUCUGCUCACCAACCUGCCCCAUAGAGACGACCCCGUUGACAUCGUGGUGUUCAGAGUUGGCACACCAGGACAUGACCGACUGCUGUUUCCAGAUCUUGAUGCUGAAUAGAAGAGAAGGAUAGGAUCAGACAAGAAUGAAUUCUUCCCCUGGACAGUACUGUCAACGCCUCCACAAUUUAACAGCAGAGUGAUGGCCUGACGAGGAUUAGCAGUUUACCUUCUUAUCACUGAACAGUUCAUACAAUACAGUGUGUAGGGUUUCCUCUAGAAUAGUCACCCAGUUCCGGAAAAGUGCAGGUUAUGCGCGCUUCUUUGCCACUUCACAUUUGGAACACUAGGAGACGACGCUAUCUGUUUGGUGUUUCUGAAACUUCAGAGAAAUUAAACAGUGCUUCUGGCUUGUAGGAACAAAAUAUGUUGAAAGUGCCUAUAGUUGAUUUUCCCUGGUUAUAUAUCUGUUAUGAUAUCA